Molecule: messenger RNA, 612 nt
Organism: Anopheles aquasalis
Lineage: Eukaryota; Metazoa; Arthropoda; Insecta; Diptera; Culicidae
Gene: Polr2D
Product: RNA polymerase II subunit D
Biological process (GO): DNA-templated transcription initiation
Cellular component (GO): RNA polymerase complex
Molecular function (GO): nucleotide binding
Source: RefSeq, a predicted model, not a curated record
UUAAAACAAACUCCGGCGGCGAUCUCCUCGGAUAGCGCGAGCGUUUUUCCAAGUUUAAUUCGCAAAUUCUUUGCCAUGGCUGGCUUCAACCCGGUCGAUAUGGUCGAUGAAGAUGCGGCCGACUUGCAGUUUCCGAAAGAAUUUGAAAACGCCGAAACGCUGCUGAUCAGCGAAGUGCACAUGCUGCUGGAGCAUCGCAAGAACCAAAACGAAUCCUCCGAGGAGGAGCAGGAGUUUUCCGAAGUGUUCCAUAAAACGUACACCUACACCAACGAGUUCCGGAAGUUCCGCAACAAGGAAACCAUCGCCAGCGUUCGCAGUUUGCUGAUGCAGAAAAAGCUGCACAAAUUCGAACUUGCCGCCCUGGGAAAUCUCUGUCCAGCAUCACCCGAAGAAGCGAAGGCGCUCAUUCCUUCGCUGGAGGGACGCUUCGAGGACGACGAGUUGCAGCAGAUACUGGACGACAUCGGGACAAAACGUAGCUUGCAGUAUUAGGCGUUUGCGUAUGCGUGUGGUGUGCUUUAGUACGGUGCAUUGUAACUAAACGCAUCGACCAGACCGGUCACUGGAACAGAAACAAUCGUCAAUAAAACCUGCUAAAGCUAAACCGGA